Molecule: messenger RNA, 966 nt
Organism: Fusarium poae
Lineage: Eukaryota; Fungi; Ascomycota; Sordariomycetes; Hypocreales; Nectriaceae
Exons: 7
Coding region: 1-966 (321 amino acids)
Molecular function (GO): oxidoreductase activity; zinc ion binding
Source: RefSeq, a predicted model, not a curated record
AUGAAGGCCGUCGUUUUUGACGGCCUGUACAAGAUCUCGGUCCAGGAUCGACCUGUACCCCAGAUUCGUGAUGGCAGAGAUAUCAUUGUCAAAGUUCAUGCCGCGGGAUUGUGCGGAUCCGAGCUUCACAUUUAUCGUGGCCACCAGCCGUCGGACACCGGGUUCAUCAUGGGCCAUGAGUUUACUGGGACAGUUGUUCAAGUUGGUUCAGAUGUGAAAACCAUCAACAUCGGUGACAAGGUCGUCGCCCCGUUCACAGCUUCUUGUGGUAAUUGCUUCUUCUGUAAUAACGGAUGCUCCGCCCGUUGUGUCGAGAGCCAGCUGUUUGGCUGUGAAACACUUGACGGGGGACAGGCUGAAUACGUCCGAAUUCCCAUGGCCGACGGGACUGCUGUCAAGGCUCCCGAAACUAUAUCAGACGAAGCUCUCUUACUCAUGGCGGACAUCUUCCCCACUGGAUUUUACGGUGUCAAGAGUGCUAUGGAGCUUGUGCCUUCGCAGAACAUCCAGGAAGCUACGAUGGUCGUUGUAGGCUGUGGCCCUGUUGGGCUCUGCGCCAUCUUGGCAGCCACUCAUUUCAAGCCUCGUUACCUCUUUGCGAUCGAUAGUGUUGACAGCCGCCUGGAGCAAGCUCGCAAACUUGGCGCAGAGCCUCUCAAUUUCGAGACUGACAGAGCAGGACUUGAAGCCAGAAUACGGGAGGUAACAGAAGGUCGAGGCGCUGACAUGGUCGUUGAAGUUGUUGGACAAGCACCAGCUCUGAGAACAGCUUUUGAUAUUGUGCGACCAUUUGGAGCCAUCAGCAGCAUCGGUGUCCACAACAAGGAGAUUCCAUGGACAGGCGACGACGCAUAUACGAAAAACAUUCGGUUACAAAUGGGUCGCUGUCCAGUACGCAGCGUUUUCAACGAAGCUCUCCAUUUGCUGGAGCAGAAGCAGGAUAAGAUCGGGCAAUUUCUUGUUUGA